AUGAAGCUAAUGGUCUGCGGCAUAUCCCCUGGAAGUGAUGGCUGCCAAAGAGAAGCUAGAUGCUGCACCAAACUGUUUCAUGCUGCUGAAUUCGUGCAAAAGCAUAUCAAGUUGAAACACACUGAGCUCGUGGUGGACCUGACUGCGAAAGUGCGGGAAGAGCUAUAUUUUCAGAACUAUAUGAAUGAUCCCGAUGCUCCAGGAGGACAGCCACCCACACAGCUACCUGGCCCGAGAGAUAGACCUAUGAUGAGACGUAAACCAAGCAUGGAGAGCAGAUUGAGGGAUGAUCGAGGUGUUCGCAGAGAGGAAGAGGGACGGGAGAGGUGGUGGUGUCCUAACGGUGUGAAUUCCAAGGAAUGUGGGGGUUACGGUGCAUUUGAUGGGCAAGGCGGUGUUCAUGUUCCUUCCCACUCGUCGGAUGUAAACCCACCACCAGUACUGAUGCCUGUUCCUGGUGUCGGGGACCCAAGUGGACCCAACCCUACUUUUGAAGGUGGUGGCAGAGGUGGACCGGCCCCUUUUCUUUUGUCUCCAGCCUUUAGACAGGAUCCUAGACGGCUACGCAGUUAUCAAGACCUAGAUGCUCCAGAAGAGGAAGUAACCGUCAUUGAUUACAGGAACUUGUAG
Molecule: messenger RNA, 630 nt
Organism: Eruca vesicaria subsp. sativa (arugula)
Lineage: Eukaryota; Viridiplantae; Streptophyta; Magnoliopsida; Brassicales; Brassicaceae
Source: the annotation of a GenBank genome assembly